AUGACCACUCACAAGCCCCAGCUACCGUUCAUCUCUACAUUGCCGACUGGGGACGAAGUGAGAGACCACACCCCGUUCCAGUCCCCGCAUGCAGCCGCCACGGCGGUUGCCUCGGACAGCAGUACGGUGGCCAGCCUCAAACAUCAGCUGGUUCAAUCCCAAGCCCAAGUCGCGCGCUGCAAGCUCCACAUCUACACCCUCGAGGCCGAGUCAGACUGUCUGCAUACCCUCUUUGAUAUCCAGACAGUGUCGCUUCACCUCGACCGCGCGACGCGUCUCCUCGGUGCCUUCAACGGACUCAACGGUGGCAACGGCCACACGGCGCAUGCCCCGAGUACCGCCACUGCUUCUAGCAGCACCACCGCCGCCGACUCCGUGGACACGCCGCGGAUACGCCGCCAACGCGCCGAACUCCAUCUCCGUCUGCGCGAACUGGAAGGGUGGACUCUCAAGCUGCGUAACCGGUCGGUGGCGCUGCGCGAGCGCAAGGCCGCACACACGAGCCGGCCGCUCCCGCCCAUGGAGGUGCUGUACCCGCUCUCCCCGGCUGUGACCGCCGAGCAGCCUGCGACGGCCGACGCUGCGGUACCGGGCACGUCCACGACGACGCGCACGUACGCCACCACACUGGAGGACGCGGCGCUCGCGGCGGAACACUAUGGGAUCCAAGUGGACCGCCUGGGGCGCCUGAACACGACGUUGGAGGAGCGCCGGGGCGACAUUGAGGUGUUGCUGCAGCAACAGAGGGGCAUGGCCGGUACGCUCCGCGAGGUGCUCAGGCAGAUUGAGCACAAGUAUGGAGACCGCCUCGACCUGUCCGCCGCGCAAGCCGACGAGGACAUGAGCCGGGUGGCCAAGGAGGAGAUGGAGAGUUUCCGGACCCAGUGGGCGAGAGAGGUGGGUGUCACUGUAGUACCUGGUGUCCACGCUGCAGAGGCGCUGGACGUGGAGAGGGAGAGCAAGCGUGCUAAGACGGAGGGUAUGGAGGUGGAGGAGGAGCAGCAAGAUGAAGAGGAGGAGGCCGAGGACUAUGGCGACGAGUGA
Molecule: messenger RNA, 1044 nt
Organism: Apiotrichum porosum
Lineage: Eukaryota; Fungi; Basidiomycota; Tremellomycetes; Trichosporonales; Trichosporonaceae
Exons: 1
Coding region: 1-1044 (347 amino acids)
Source: RefSeq, a predicted model, not a curated record